Molecule: messenger RNA, 5925 nt
Organism: Achroia grisella
Lineage: Eukaryota; Metazoa; Arthropoda; Insecta; Lepidoptera; Pyralidae
Gene: axo
Product: axotactin
Exons: 30
Coding region: 315-5909 (1864 amino acids)
Molecular function (GO): calcium ion binding
Source: RefSeq, a predicted model, not a curated record
GGCGCAUUACCAACGAGCUAGAGCCCGUGAUUUUAAAUUUAGAACAUUCCAAAUUCAAAUAUCUGAAGAUAAUAAAUUAUCAAUUUCAUUUUGUGUUUGACAUCUAUGCUAAGUGUUAGAAAAAAGUAUUAAAAUGGCGGGAAAUAUCUAAAAAUUUAAUCAAGUUGUUCCAAAUGUAAUUUAGUUUAUUUACAAUUUUUUUUUACAUUUUAUGUUGUGAAUUAUGUAAAUUAAUAUUUAUUUAUAGAGUGUGUUUUUCAUGUGUAUUGAAUAAUUAUUAUUUCUCACUAUAUAAAUGAACUCGAUCGAGCAAGAUGAGAACGCCGCUGAAUGGAAGAGGAAUAAAAUUAAUUCUACUUUUUAUUUUGUACGGAACAGCUGAUGUUCAAACCAGUUUGCCGGUAGAUUUAACAUCAGAAGAAAAAGCAUUACCACCAACUACAUUAUCUCUCACAUCUACUUCAUCAAUUACCACUACAGCCAAUAUUUCCACUUCAACCUAUGCCACAAUUAUACCACCUAUACCGCCAAGCGAUAGAGACAGGUUCCUGACCUUCGCAGAGUCUGGCCAUCAUCGCACGUUCAUGUUUGCUAAAGACAACACUUAUAUACAGUUGGAUGGUGAUAUAAUACAAAGAUUUCAGUUGAGAUUAUGCAGAGAAAUAUCAUUUAAAUUCCGUACGAGGCUUCCUCAUGGCCUGCUAGUGUAUCAUAAUGUUAAGAAUCCCGUAUUCAAGAUGCAGCCUUACGCUUUAUACGUAAUCGUGGAAAAAGGUGAAUUAAAAGUGGUGCACGUAUUCGGCAAGCACCUUACUUCUGUAACGGUGGGCCGCGCACUGAACAGGGACCAGUGGCACAGUGUGGUGGUCACCAUCGACGUACACGGAGCGCGGCUUAUCGCAAAAGUUGAUCAACUAAAAGAAGAAGUUUAUCUAAAGGGAUUGAGUUUUGACACGAACUAUGGUAUAACAGACAACUUAACAUCUGUCAUUUUAAUUGGAGGUCUUAGCUCAGAGGAAAAGCUACACGGCGUUAAAUAUAUAAUAGAAUCAUUUGUUGGCUGCAUUAGUGAUAUGGUAUUAAGUUCAGGGAAAGCUGCCUCUGAUCUUCUACCUAUAGUACCUCUCAUUGCUACGAAACAUGAAAACGUAAAGGAGGGGUGCAUAGACAAAUGUAAAACAACAGAGAAUCUGUGCUUUGAAGGUUCGAGGUGCAUCAACGAAUAUAAUGGAUACAGAUGCGAUUGUUUUGGUACUUUGUAUGAGGAACACCUCUGCGAUGUUUACACGGCGACAGUGCUCACUUUACGAGGCUCCAGUUAUGUGUCGUAUCGAGUUUACGAUUGGAAAGAUCGGGUGCACUCUACCAAUACGAGAGUAAGCCUACAUUUCAAGACGCGUUUCGAUGACUCAGCUCUGUUCUACGCCAGUGGACAAAUCGAUGACAAGCAUCAUUAUAUCGCGCUAUCGAUACACCAAGAAAAAGUAGCCAUCCAAAUAGACCUAGGAGAUGGCCCAGUGGAAGACUAUAUAGGCAAUAAAGUAAAUAAUAACGAAUGGCACAAUCUCACUGUUGUGUUACAAGAAAAAAACUUAAUCGUAUAUUUAGACGCCAUAAGAGGAGAUUACGAAGUCCCGGGUGAUGCAAAAUUCGUGUGCAUAGAUCCCGAAAUAUAUAUAUGCGGUGGUCCAGACUUACAUAAAAUGAAAGGACUAAAAUCAUUCAACAAUUUCGCCGGCAACUUAAAAUAUGUUUAUUACAAUGAUGUGUCGAUACUUUAUGAACUGAAGCAGAAUAAUACUAAAGUGCACUAUAUUGGCGUAUUGGAUCCUGAGUUCGAAGAGAUUGAUAUAGAAGUGAUUCCAAUAACAUAUCCUUUUGCAACAUCCCAUAUAUGGUGGCCGUUGAAUCAGAGUCACAGUAUAAACUUGAUUUUCGAUUUUAAGACCAGCAAGAAUAUGGCUGUGUUGGCAUACAGUCAGAUUACCUCAGGCCAAGGUUAUUGGGAGGUCCGAAUGGUUAAAGAAGAAAUUAGAUUCGAACUAGUACCUGACGUCGGAAAAAAUGUUACAGUACUGAAAUCGGUAAAAUUCAAUGUAAGCAAUGAUUGGCAUACAGUAGAAAUAGAUUAUAGGAAAGGAAGGAUCAAAUUGACAGUGGAUUAUCAUAACAAACAUGCCCAAAUGUUUGGUCUGGACUUCCAACUCCAAGACAAGAUCGUCAUUGGCAGCGGACUCAAAUCUGCUAACUUAGGUCUGAUUGGAUGCAUGAGGAAUAUUAAAAUUAAUGGCUUGCUCAUAGAACCAAGAUACGUUAUAAAUACCGAACGAGUUGUUGGUGAAGUGGCCAUCGACGACUGUCGUUAUGUCGAUCCGUGCACUAGACCCAACACUUGCGAACACGGCGGCAUCUGCUCUAUUAGAGAAGAUAGAGUUAUCUGCAACUGCGACAAUACAGGCUACAUCGGUGAGAACUGUCAUUUCGCGACAUUCCGUAAGACAUGCGAGGAGUUGGCUCUUCUUGGAUAUACCAGGAAUGAUGUUUACCUCAUAGACAUUGACGGCAAUGGUCGAUUUCCUCCGGCACAUGUAAAAUGCGAGUUUCAAAUUGAAGCAGACUCUUCUACCACUGUUGUUGAACAUAAUUUACCCAGUCAAGUAGAUGUACGCUCUGCUCUAGGUCAAGACUUCAGCUUCAAAAUCAAGUAUCGAGAAUUCACAGCAGAAAUGCUGCAAGAACUAAUAUCGCACUCGCUGUUCUGCCGACAAUAUAUUAAAUAUGAUUGUAAUAUGGCGCCUUUGGAACUACAUAGUGCAACAUGGUUCAUAUCAUCGUCAAAUGACACUGUAGAUUUCUUAGGGAACGUUAAGAGGUUUGUAUUCUUCAGAGGUUACUGUCCGUGCGGAGUUAAUGCAACCUGCGUCAAGCCAACACAAUCCUGCAACUGUGAUGCUAAUGACAACAAAUGGCAUUCUGAUGAAGGAACUUUAGUCGAUCCCAAGAGUUUGGGUAUAAUCGAAAUGUUCUUUCUUCAGCAAAAAGAUUUGACAGAAGAAGCACAGGGAAGAAUCACAUUGGGCCCAUUGGAAUGUGUAGAAACAAAUACGCAGCGAUAUGUGGUAACAUUCACCACAUCACAAUCGUAUAUAGAAGUGCCAGGUUGGCGAAAAGGUGAUAUUGCGUUCAGCUUCAGAACAACUGGGACCAGUGCUAUACUCCUGUUCCAACCGCCUAUAAGACCUAAUUACCCGUCAUUCAUGGUUGCUUUGACUAGUGAGCAUGAGCUGACCUUCAAUUUCACACUCAACACUGGCACUACUAGGAAGUUAGUGAUAAACUCUAAAAGAAAACUAAACGGUGGUGAAUGGCACAAAAUAUGGAUAGAUUAUAACUUCUACCAUGUCAGAUUUAUGUUAAAUACGGAGUAUCAAAUGUUGAAUUUAUUACUGGAGGAGGAAUUCGGACCUUUUGAGGGAUCUAUGUUUAUCGGGGGAGCUACUGCAGAACACCUGAAAAAAUCCGCUGUAAACCAAGGUCUAAUAGGUUGCUUUAGAGGUCUAGUUGUAAAUGGCGAAGUUUUAGAUAUAUACAGUUAUAUGUCUGUCCAUCUCUCCGAAAUUAUUAAAGACUGUAAGCCGUCCUGUGUGCCAAAUCCAUGUCAGAACAAAGCGACAUGCAAAGAGCUGUGGUCGUCUUAUGAAUGUAUAUGUAAGAAUCCUUGGGCGCAUUUAGGAGUGCAUUGCGAAGAGAAUAUAAACAAAAAAGCUUUAACGUUCCAAACAAAGGAAUCAUAUCUAAAGAAAAAUUAUUUAGUAGACAAUGCAACCGAUGCAGAAAAACAUAGAUUGAAAAAUAUGAUGACUGAAAAUGUAUUAAUGAACUUGCGAACAUACGAUCAAAACUCUCUAGUACUAUACGCUAACGAUAACUUGAAUAAUUUCAUACAUCUAUUCAUACAUAAUGGGACACAAAUCAUUUACUUGUUUAACCAUGAAGACGAAAUCAUUCAGAUGAAUGUGACGAAUGAAAAGAUCAAUAAAGGUGAAAGUGUACAAAUUGCUAUUAUAAGAACGGAAAAUACAACAACAUUGCACGUGAACAAUAAAAAUGUUGUAAUAACAAAAGUGGCGAAGUUAUUGACCAAUUAUACGAACAAACCGUGGAUCAAUCCAGAAUUGGAAGUGAUACGUCCACAAAGACCGCCAGCUCCGCCAACUGACUACUUCCAAAUAAACCUCGGUGGUUAUGAUCCAUAUUCGUUACAUCUGGCGCCAAGAGCAGAUCUUCUUCCCCAAGGAGGAUAUGUUGGCUGCGUCAGAGGAUUCAAAAUCGAAGAUCAUGUUGUUGAUUUAUCUAAGAAGGUACAACAAGACCUCGACCAAGAACUAGAGGGAGUUUUACCGGAAUGCAAUAUGAAAUGCGACUCCGAGCCUUGCAAGAAUGGGGGAGUUUGCACUGAGGACUUCACCAACCAGGAAAGUAGUUGCGACUGCGAGCUCACUAGCUACUUUGGGGAAUACUGUAUGGAAGAGAAAGGUGCAGACUUUAAUGGAGAGAGUAUAUUGCAACGAAAAUUUAUACUUUCUGGACCUAUCACAAAGGUCAAAAUAAAAUUGGCAUUUUCAAGCAAUGACCUUCGCCAGAAGAACACAGUUCUUCUAUUGGUGCAGACUGAGAAUAAGCGUAGCUAUUAUUUACUAGUUGCAAUAACACAAGAUGGUUAUUUGAAAUUCGAGGAAGAUCGUGAAGAAUCAGCAUAUGGCGCUGAAGUUAAGAAUAGGAACUUUUUAAAUGGUGCUCGUCACACAGUUUAUUACACAAGGAUAGGCCAUGAAGCUACAUUAAUUAUAGAUAGAAUAGAGAUACCACUGGAGAAAUUACCACCGCAGAGCUUGUGGGAAGUGUUUGAUGUGGGUUCCAAUGAGGUGCAGAUUGGAGGUCUAAAUACCACCGACCCGAGACUCAAGAUUUAUAAAGGAUAUAAUGGAUGCCUCUCCAAUAUAUUUGUUGAAGUAAACGAAUACACAAUGAAACCUUUAGAAGAAUAUAUGCUGUUCACUCGUUCUGACUCUGAAAAAGUUAAUGCUGUAAACGCUCAAGGUGUAAGAAGUGCACAAUGUUCUGCCGAUUUUGACGAAGCCUGGCCCGAACGGGACCAGCUUGGAGCUACACAUAAUGGCAGCUUUCUCAUUAGUGGAGACAAAACUUGGGUAGAAGAUCCUCCAUCGAGAAUACCCUACAUAUCUUUGUAUCAGCAACCUGAUGCUGAAGAGGAGAACACUGAUAAAUUCUUCAUAGCACUGAUAGUCAUAUUCUUAUUGGGACUUUGCUACACUGGAUCACACAUGUGGCGAACUCACAAGGCUCACAAAUUGCGCCUAGAAAAGGAAACUGACGAAAACAUUAUGAGGAGUAAAGAAAAGGCCACAAAAUUACAAGAACCAGCGGUUUCAUUCGUGCAGUUAAGCAAAGAGGAUAAUGAAAACGGUAAAGAAAGUGAUAAGAAAAUCAACGGUGUCACAAUAGAGAUACCUACUGUUUUGGUAGAAAUGGUGAAUGAAGAUAAGCCAGUCGUAAGGCGAGGCUCACUAAGAUUUAAAGAUAUAGUAGACAAAGAAAGGGCUUUUGAAACACUCGAGGAAAGAGACGAAAGUCUAGAAGACGACGAAUCUCAAGAAGACGCUACUGACGCUAUACAUGAAGAAGUUAGUGAAGAUGCAGACGAUUCAAUAACAGACGAUGAAACCGCAGAUGAGGAUCCAGAAGAAAGCGAGGCAGAUCCAAUUGUUUCUGUACAGGAUAUUGAUCAAAUUGCUACCGAUCAUCAAGGGCCACCGUCACUUAUAACUCCACUACCUUAUAAAAUAGAUGAAGAUGGAUCCAAUGAAUUAUUAGCUUUAAGUGCUUAGAAGAUUAAAUAGCAUU